CAUAGCACUGGUAAACGCGAUGUUAACUUGCACCCCGAAUUGUUGUUGUCUUUGCCAUACACACAAUUUCGCUGAACUAAUAGUUAAUAGCAAUCGACGAUCUACGACCAGGCUUGGCCAAGUCUGGAAAUAAAGAAACAAUCUGCCCAACACGCUUCCCCUUCCGUAGCAUAUAAGCAAAUAGCGACAGGAUGGUAAUUGGACUCUUGGUACGCGGCGGCCUGGUCGCUGGCGCUGUCUACUACACCCGCCGUGCUGGCGUCUGGGGCAAUACGGAACAAACGGAUAAACUCUACAACGAUGUUAAGGAUCAGCUGAGGCCAUAUGUACAGAAGGCCAAGAAGCAGCUGCCGUUCGAGGUGCCACAGCUGCCGCGGGUGGGCGAAAUGCGCUUCCUGGCCAAACACUAUUACAACGAGGGCGUCAAGAACUCAUUCCGAUUUGUUUACAUGUUGCCCUGCUAUGCGGGCCGAGGCCUGAAGAAGGUGAAAGAUACAUUUGAAGAAUUCGCCAAGUCACCAGCAAUCGCGGCCAGCGAACACCAACAGCAGGUGCAGCCAGCGACAAAGUAGUCCAAGAUGUGCUUUCCUUAGCCAUUCGAUAGAAGGCUGUUUUCAUGUUAGUUCGUAGUUAGUCUAUUGAAUACACUAUGUUUGUGUAACACUUUCCCACGAAACCAACUGUCAGAGCAGCUGCUGGCUCUGCUGGGAAAAUCGAAGAUGUCAAGAGCAAAAGUUUUGCUAUAAAAUACUACUUAUUUACCUCUAAUUGUGGAAUACUUAAACGUAUGUCGUUCGAUCUUUUAUGCUAGUAAUAAACGAUAUUAUGUUAUAAACGCCUAAACAAA
Molecule: messenger RNA, 847 nt
Organism: Drosophila arizonae
Lineage: Eukaryota; Metazoa; Arthropoda; Insecta; Diptera; Drosophilidae
Gene: QIL1
Product: MICOS complex subunit MIC13 homolog QIL1
Biological process (GO): cristae formation
Cellular component (GO): MICOS complex; mitochondrial crista junction
Source: RefSeq, a predicted model, not a curated record